GACUUGUGCUUUUUGCAGCACUAAUGGGCUCGCCAAAGCAAAAGCUUACCACCACUAAGCAUCGACAAAAACAACGUCGUCUGGCUGUAAAAUUAACGAAGAUUUUUUCCCGCACUGAUAAAAGCCGCAUACAGUCUACAUGCCAAUAGUCGAGCCCAGCGACUGAGCCACGUCCUGCGUCACCGCGAGAAUUCCAAUCACAUCGAACGGACACGGACGGACAGCACCUGCGGCACUCGACGUUCGCACUCGCACCACUACCCAAGACCCAAUCACCCACCCGCGAUGGACGACCAUUCACGUUUCGCACCGAGGCUGCCAGGUCCGGCCAUCAAUCCCAUCGUCGACAACUCGGACGAGCCGCAGCCCAGUCUCUCCGAUCUGCACGACUUUGAGCCGAAGCUAGAGUUUGACGAUACCGAGCUGCUGGCCCCAUCGCCCCUGGAAAAAGAUGUUAUGGUCGGCGAUUUCGUCCUGGCCGAUGAUCCAGAAUAUAUAGAGCCCGAAGAAGAUGUGAAUCCCUUGGAGGACGACUUCGAGGACCAACUCAGGGAGCAGUCGGAGAACUUUCAGGCGCCCAGGAACAAAUGCGAUUUCCUGGGUACCGACAAGCAGGGUCGUCAUAUCUUCGGCAUUUAUGCAUCUCGCUUUCCCGAGAAGUCCCAGCUAGAAGGUUUCGUGCGUGAGAUUAUCAAAGAGAUCGAACCGUUCGUGGAGAACGACUAUAUUCUGGUCUAUUUCCACCAAGGCCUUCAAGAGGACAACAAACCAUCCACCCAGUUCCUUUGGAACUCGUACAAGGAGCUCGAUCGUAAGUUUCGCAAGAACCUGAAGACGCUGUAUGUGGUGCAUCCGACCUGGUUCAUCCGGAUCAUCUGGAACUUCUUCAGCCCCUUCAUCAGCGACAAGUUCCGCAAGAAGCUAGUCUACAUCUCCAGCCUGGACGAGCUGCGCCAGGCGCUCGGCCUGAACAAGCUGAAGCUGCCGGACAACAUUUGCGAUCUGGACGACAAGCUGAACCCCAGUCGGAAGCCAUCGACGCCGCCACCCAGCAGCAGCAGCAUAAAUGCAUCCCGGCAGCAGCAGCACAAAAUGGCGACGACGCAUCAAUUCGGGGUGCCCCUGAAGUUCAUCGUGGUGAACAGUCCGUGCCUGAACUCCAUUCCGCCCAUUGUGCGCAAGUGCGUGGACUCGCUGUCCAUAACGGGCGUCAUCGAUACGGAGGGCAUAUUCCGGCGAUCGGGCAACCACUCAGAGAUUAUGGCGCUCAAGGAGCGCGUCAACCGGGGCGAGGAUGUGGAUCUUAAGAGCGUCAAUGUGCACGUGAUAGCCGGCCUGCUGAAGAGUUUCCUGCGCGAUCUCGCCGAGCCGCUGCUCACGUUCGAGCUGUACGAGGAUGUGACUCGAUUCCUGGACUGGCCCAAGGAGGAGCGUUCGCGGAACGUGACCCAAUUGAUACGCGAAAAACUGCCGGAGGAGAACUACGAACUGUUCAAGUACAUUGUAGAGUUCCUGGUCAGGGUGAUGGACUGCGAGGACCUCAACAAGAUGACCUCCUCCAACCUGGCCAUCGUGUUCGGUCCCAAUUUCCUGUGGUCGCGCAGCACCAGCACCUCCCUGGAGGAGAUUGCCCCCAUCAACGCGUUCGUCGACUUUGUGCUGCAGAACCACAAGGACAUCUACUUGAUCGACGUCAAUCAGCGCACUGUGUCCGUCGACUAACGACUGGCCCAACCGCACAAACAAGUCCGUAAUUGUAAAUUGUUUGAUUUUAAUGUUAGUCCUAAGUGAACCGAUGGUUAGCUAAAUAGAGAGCACACAAAAGGCAACGGAAACUAGGGCGCAGAAGGCGGUUUCGUGUAUAAAGUGUACUGUAAUCCUAAGUUGAAUUUUAAACUGUGUGUAUGUGUGGAACUGCUUGUAGCCCCAACUCCACGCCAACUAUUCCCCCCCAAAUCACAAUUAUUUAGCCCCCAGCUAAGCGCUUAGUACGAUUGAUUUACCAAAGAAAUUUGCUUAUGUUCGUUCGGCGAGCAGAAGAGAAAUUCGAUAUGAGAUGUUAUUAUUGAACUAUGUAUUAAUUGAACGCACAUUCCCCCAUGACCGGAAGCGAAUCUUGGUUGCGCUGCUGAAUGCACCUGCCACGCGAAAGUGGAGUUGUGGCGAACUCAAAAAUCGUAAUGUGUAGAAUUUUGAAUUUCCUUAUAGUCAUACAAACAAUUUUUAUAAAAUAACGGUAUUGUUAAAAAUAAAGCAAAUGUUAAAACUA
Messenger RNA from Drosophila biarmipes, 2269 nucleotides. It is a transcript of the gene RhoGAP68F, whose product is annotated as rho GTPase-activating protein 68F. Gene Ontology annotation, cellular component: cytoplasm. Lineage: Eukaryota; Metazoa; Arthropoda; Insecta; Diptera; Drosophilidae. Gene Ontology annotation, biological process: negative regulation of endocytic recycling; small GTPase-mediated signal transduction. The record is from RefSeq and is a predicted model, not a curated record. The coding region runs from base 286 to 1722 and encodes 478 amino acids. Gene Ontology annotation, molecular function: GTPase activator activity. The transcript is spliced from 6 exons.